Hyaena hyaena (striped hyena) is the source of this 814-nucleotide messenger RNA. RefSeq names its product transient receptor potential cation channel subfamily M member 3-like. The coding region runs from base 47 to 814 and encodes 255 amino acids. Gene Ontology annotation, molecular function: monoatomic cation channel activity. The transcript has 6 exons. The record is from RefSeq and is a predicted model, not a curated record. NCBI's taxonomy places the organism in Eukaryota, Metazoa, Chordata, Mammalia, Carnivora, Hyaenidae. Gene Ontology annotation, biological process: monoatomic cation transmembrane transport.
UUUUGGGACCAUUGAGUUUCAAGGAGGCGGUCAUUCCAACAAAGCCAUGUACGUUCGAGUAUCCUUUGACACGAAACCUGAUCUCCUUCUACACCUGAUGACCAAGGAAUGGCAGCUGGAGCUUCCCAAGCUUCUCAUCUCUGUGCACGGAGGCCUGCAGAACUUUGAACUCCAGCCAAAGCUCAAGCAAGUCUUCGGGAAAGGUCUCAUCAAAGCGGCCAUGACGACCGGAGCCUGGAUAUUCACUGGAGGGGUUAACACAGGUGUCAUUCGCCACGUUGGGGACGCCCUGAAGGACCAUGCAUCUAAGUCUCGAGGGAAGAUAUGUACCAUAGGCAUCGCCCCCUGGGGAAUUGUGGAAAAUCAAGAGGACCUCAUUGGAAGAGAUGUUGUGCGGCCAUAUCAGACCAUGUCCAACCCCAUGAGCAAGCUCACUGUGCUCAACAGCAUGCAUUCCCACUUCAUUCUGGCUGACAACGGCACCACCGGCAAGUAUGGCGCUGAGGUGAAGCUGAGGAGACAACUGGAAAAGCACAUUUCCCUCCAGAAGAUAAACACAAGAUGCCUGCCGUUUUUCUCUCUUGACUCCCGCUUGUUUUAUUCAUUUUGGGGUAGUUGCCAAUUAGACACAAUAGGAAUCGGUCAAGGUGUUCCGGUGGUGGCGCUCAUUGUGGAAGGAGGACCCAAUGUGAUCUCCAUCGUCUUGGAGUACCUUCGAGACACGCCUCCUGUGCCAGUUGUUGUCUGUGAUGGGAGUGGACGGGCGUCUGACAUCCUGGCCUUUGGGCAUAAAUAUUCAGAAGAAGGCGGGUAG